Messenger RNA from Fraxinus pennsylvanica, 1725 nucleotides. The record is from the annotation of a GenBank genome assembly. NCBI's taxonomy places the organism in Eukaryota, Viridiplantae, Streptophyta, Magnoliopsida, Lamiales, Oleaceae.
AUGGAACCGCGUGUGGGGAAUAAAUUCCAGCUCGGCCGGAAAAUUGGCAGCGGCUCGUUCGGAGAGAUCUAUCUAGGUACUAAUAUACAGACAAAUGAACAGGUUGCUAUUAAGCUGGAAAAUGUCAAGACAAAGCAUCCCCAGCUACUUUAUGAGUCUAAGUUGUACAAAUUGCUACAAGGAGGAACUGGAAUUCCAAAUGUUAGAUGGUUUGGAGUUGAGGGAGACUAUAAUGUCCUUGUGAUGGAUUUAUUGGGACCUAGUCUUGAAGAUUUGUUCAACUUCUGCAGUCGGAAACUGUCUCUAAAGACCGUUCUCAUGCUUGCAGAUCAGAUGAUUAACCGGGUUGAGUUUGUUCAUUCUAAAUCUUUCCUGCAUCGGGAUAUUAAGCCUGAUAACUUUCUUAUGGGCUUAGGAAGGCGUGCAAACCAGGUAUAUAUUAUUGAUUUCGGACUUGCAAAGAAGUAUAGAGACUCCUCAACUCAUCAACACAUUCCAUAUAGAGAAAAUAAAAACUUGACUGGUACGGCUAGAUAUGCUAGCAUGAAUACUCACCUCGGUAUUGAACAAAGUCGGAGGGAUGAUUUAGAAUCACUUGGAUAUGUUCUUAUGUACUUCUUGAGAGGAAGGCGACCUGCUGUAUCCAGUAGCCGUGAUCCAGUGCUCACAGGGAAUGAUUAUGACCCUUCACAGAAAGACUCACUCCCAGGAGGACCCCGCAAAAUAUCCAGUGCUGCUCAAAGAAGCUCGCCAGCCUUAUCAUCAGAUCACAAACGUGCCACCUCUAAUAUAAAGAAUUUUGACUCUACCCUCAAAGAUCUCCAGGUCAUAAUUCUUCCAGCAAAAUCAGAGAUCGCAUUUAAGCUGCAUCUAUUUUGUGUGCUGUUCAAUAAUUUGUGGAAGGUUCAAGAAUCUCUAUCGCUUGCUAAGAGGCACAAGUUCUGGGAAACCCAACCUGUAGGCCAGUACAAGGAUCUUGGGGAUACGAGCCUGCCUGAAGGCCCAAUUGAGCCUCCAACUCCCCUGACUGAAGUCAAACAAGUGCCUUACAAUCUACCUGCUCCUUAUGAGUGGAUAACUUGUGAUAUGGAAUCUGAAGAGAUGUGUAUAGAGGUGUAUAAUCUCCUGACAAAUAACUACGUCGAGGAUGAUGAGAACAUGUUCAGGCUUGGUGCGAGGAUGACAAUGAGCCGAACAAUAAAGCUAUAUAAGUUACCCGAUCAAACAGCAACUCCUGGGUUCAGAAAGAUGGAACCCCAUGACAUUCCUGCUGUUACUCGUUUGCUGAGGAAUUACUUGAAGCAGUUUAUUGUUGCACCGGACUUUGACGAGAAUGAUGUGGAGCAUUGGCUACUACCCCAGGAAAAUGUUGUGGAUAGUUACUUGGUCGAAAGUCCUGAAACUCACGAGAUAACCGACUUCUGCAGUUUUUACACCCUCCCAUCUUCUAUACUUGGCAGUCAUAACCACUCCACUUUAAAGGCUGCGUAUUCUUAUUAUAACGUGUCCACAAAGACUCCAUUACUUCAGCUGAUGAAUGAUGCACUUAUUGUUGCCAAGAAGAAGGAUUUUGACGUUUUCAAUGCUUUGGACGUUAUGCAUAACGAGACUUUCUUGAAGGAGCUGAAGUUUGGCCCUGGGGAUGGGAAACUCCACUACUAUCUUUAUAACUAUCGACUAAAACACGUUUUAAGGUCAUCAGAACUUGGGCUUGUACUCUUAUAG